Messenger RNA from Emys orbicularis (European pond turtle), 2589 nucleotides. It is a transcript of the gene USP13, whose product is annotated as ubiquitin specific peptidase 13. Lineage: Eukaryota; Metazoa; Chordata; Testudines; Emydidae. Gene Ontology annotation, molecular function: protein binding; cysteine-type deubiquitinase activity; zinc ion binding. The coding region runs from base 1 to 2589 and encodes 862 amino acids. Gene Ontology annotation, biological process: protein deubiquitination. The record is from RefSeq and is a predicted model, not a curated record. The transcript has 21 exons.
AUGCAGCGGGCCGCGCUGUUCGGGAGCGGCAGGGAUGCGCAGAUGGCUGCGGGGGACCUGGGGGAGCUGCUGGUCCCCUAUAUGCCCACGAUCCGCGUGCCCAAGUCAGGGGAUCGGGUCUACAAGACGGAAUGUGCCUUCUCCUACGAGUCCCCGGAUUCAGAAGGAGGUCUCUAUGUGUGCAUGAACACGUUUCUGGGAUUUGGAAGGGAACACGUUGAAAGGCACUAUCGAAAAACAGGACAGUGUGUAUAUAUGCAUCUGAAACGACAUGUGAUAGAGAAGGUACCAGGCGCAUCUGGUGGAGCUUUACCAAAAAGGAGGAACGCAAUGCUAUUUUUAGAUCUAGAAACAAAUGGCGAUUUAAACAAUGAUGAUUUUGAGUAUGAAGAUGAAGCCAAACUCGUUAUAUUUCCAGAUCACUAUGAAAUUCCAUUACCAAAUAUAGAGGAGUUGCCAGCACUGGUAACAAUAGCUUGUGACGCAGUCCUCAGUUCAAAAUCUCCCUACCGAAAGCAGGACCCGGACUCGUGGGAAGAAGAGCUACAAGUAUCCAAACACGCCAAAACCCUUGUACAGAUAGACAACGGUGUUAGGAUUCCCCCCAGUGGCUGGAAGUGCUCGAAGUGUGACCUGCGGGAGAACCUCUGGCUGAACCUGACGGAUGGCUCGGUGCUGUGCGGGAAAUGGUUCUUCGAUGGCAGUGGGGGAAACGGACAUGCACUGGAACACUACAAAGAGAUGGGCUAUCCCUUAGCAGUGAAGCUGGGAACCAUCACUCCCGAUGGUGCAGAUGUCUAUUCUUUUGAUGAAGAGGAGGCAGUUUUAGAUCCACAUAUAGCAAAACACUUGGCGCACUUUGGGAUUGAUAUGCUCCAGAUGCAUGUGACAGAGAACGGCCUAAGAGAUAACAACAUAAAACCAAGAGUCUCUGAGUGGGAAGUGAUUCAGGAAUCUGGUGUGAAGCUAAAGCCCAUGUAUGGCCCAGGAUACACUGGCAUGAAGAACUUGGGAAAUAGCUGCUACCUCAGUGCUGUCCUGCAGGCCAUUUUCAGCAUCCCAGAGUUUCAGCGAGCGUAUGUGGGAAACCUUCCAAGAAUAUUCGACUAUUCCCCUCUAGAUCCAACACAAGAUUUCAACACGCAGAUGGCUAAAUUAGGACACGGCCUCCUUUCGGGCCAGUACUCUAAACCACCAAUGAAAUCUGAGCUUAUUGAACAGGUGAUGAAGGAAGAACACAAGCCUCAACACAAUGGAAUUUCUCCUCGAAUGUUUAAGGCCUUUGUAAGCAAAGGGCACCCAGAAUUCUCCUCCAAUAGACAGCAAGAUGCACAGGAGUUUUUCCUGCACCUUAUAAACCUAGUAGAGAGAAACCGCAUUGGCUCAGAAAACCCCAGCGAUGUUUUCCGGUUCCUGGUGGAAGAACGCACACAGUGCUGCCAGUCUAGGAAAGUCCGAUACACAGAAAGGGUAGACUAUCUCAUGCAGUUACCUGUGGCCAUGGAGGCAGCAACGAACAAAGAUGAAUUAAUUGCCUACGAACUGAAGAGGAGAGAAGCAGAAGCUGCUAGGAGACCUCUGCCAGAGCUCAUCCGUGCCAAGAUCCCAUUUAGUGCGUGUCUGCAGGCCUUUUCUGAACCAGAAAACGUAGAUGACUUCUGGAGCAGUGCCCUUCAAGCAAAAUCUGCAGGCGUUAAAACAUCUCGCUUUGCUUCAUUUCCUGAGUACCUGGUAGUGCAGAUAAAGAAGUUCACCUUUGGCCUUGACUGGAUACCCCAAAAGCUUGAUGUUUCCGUAGACAUGCCAGACCUACUAGACAUCAAUCACCUCCGUGCCACGGGACUACAACCAGGAGAAGAGGAACUUCCCGACAUUGCUCCGCCCAUUAUCAUUCCUGAUGACCCCAAAGAUCGCAUGAUGAACCAUUUCAUGGAGCCUCCGGAUAUUGAUGAAUCUUCAGUGAUGCAGCUAGCAGAGAUGGGUUUCCCCUUGGAAGCCUGUCGGAAAGCUGUAUACUAUACAGGAAACAUGGGUGCUGAAGUGGCUUUCAACUGGAUCAUUGCACACAUGGAAGAACCGGAUUUUGCAGAGCCAUUAGCUAUACCUGGCUAUGGGGGAGUUGCUUCUGCCGGAGCAGCUGGUCUAAGGGCUAUUGGGUUAGAUAACCAGCCUCCAGAAGAGAUGGUAGCUCUCAUCACCUCCAUGGGAUUCCAGAGGAAUGUAGCUAUUCAAGCACUCAAAGCAACAAAUAAUAAUUUGGAGCAUGCACUGGACUGGAUCUUCAGCCACCCUGAGCCCGAAGAGGAAAGCGAGUCUGCUUCAGAUGUGAUGGAUAUGGAAAAUAAUGCUAAUGCCAACAUCCUUGCAGAAGCAGGUUCAGAGGGGCCCAGGAUCAAAGAUGGGUCUGGAAGGUAUGAGCUCUUUGGAUUCAUCAGCCACAUGGGAACAUCCACAAUGAGUGGCCACUAUGUUUCCCACCUCAAAAAGGAAGGAAGAUGGGUGAUCUACAACGACCUUAAAGUCUGUGCCUCAGAACGACCUCCCAGAGACCUGGGCUAUAUUUACUUCUACCGUAGGAUACCAAGUUAG